Solanum tuberosum (potato) is the source of this 1678-nucleotide messenger RNA. RefSeq names its product stem-specific protein TSJT1-like. The transcript has 4 exons. Lineage: Eukaryota; Viridiplantae; Streptophyta; Magnoliopsida; Solanales; Solanaceae. The record is from RefSeq and is a predicted model, not a curated record. Bases 146 to 913 code for a protein of 255 amino acids.
UUUGUCUCCUCCAACCCUCUUAGCUAUAAAUACUCAUCAAAUCACAUAUCAUCUCUUAUAUUUUUUAACAAAGUUUAUCACCUUGUUUGUGCUUUCUCACUACCCCAAUUUACUUUUUCAUUGAUUUUGUUUGAGAAGAAAGAAAAUGUUGGCAAUUUUCAAGAAAAGUGUGGUUGAUCCACCAAAGGAGCUGCAGAGCCCAGCCUCUUUGCAAUCAUCAAACAAGGCUGUUUCCCCUGAAGAGACUAUGAAGGAUUUCUUAGCUUCAAAUUCCAACAAUGGGUUUUCCAUUGGAUUCAUGGACAAGGCAUUCUUGGCCUAUUCCAAACCUCCAUCCUCAUCAAAUGCUCAACAAAGGUUGUUCUGUGGGUUGAAUGGCAUAUACUGCAUUUUCUUGGGAAGCUUGAACAACUUAUGGGCACUAAACAAGCAGUAUGGUCUGUCAAAGGGUACCAAUGAGGCCAUGCUUGUGAGUGAAGCAUAUCGCACCCUCCGUGACAGAGGCCCAUUCCCAGCUCAUGAGGUCCUCAAGGGACUUGAGGGUAGCUUUGGCUUUGUGAUCUAUGAUCAUAAGGCUGGUAAUGUCUUUGUUGCCCUUGGUGCCGAUGAAACUGCAAAGAUGUUCUGGGGAAUAGCAUCUGAUGGAUCUGUCAUGAUCUCUGAUAGUGUGGAUCAUAUCAAAGGAAGCUGUCUCAAAUCAUUUGCUCCCUUCCCAAGUGGGUGCAUGUACCACAGUGAAAGUGGAUUGAAGAGCUUUGAGCAUCCAAGUUACAAGAUGAAAGCAAUGCCAAGAGUGGAUAGUGAAGGAGCCAUGUGUGGAGCUUGCUUCAAAGUUGAUGUCUACUCCAAGGUGAAUAGCAUGCCAAGAGUUGGAAGUUCUGCCAACUGGGCUAAUUGGGGCCAGCAGGCUUAGGUUCAUUUGGACCUCAUUUUAACUAACUACAAUAUAAAGAAGAAAAGAAAAAAGUACUUUAUCUUUGUCUUCAUUCCUGUUUCCCUGUUGUAUUUCAAUAAGCCUCCUGCAUCUUCCAUAAGGGCCUCAGCUUUGUAAAUUUCACAUGAGGUUCCAACAUGAGAAGAUUGUUGAGUUUCCCUUUUUGUUUGUUUGUUUAGUUCCUAAGUGUUGAAAAAGUAACGAGCAAUUAGAACAAUCUAUAUAAGUUAUUUGUAAUGACAAUCAAGAUGCAAUGACCAUGUAGCUGUUUUCUUCACAAAAUUUGUGCUAAACCCCUUUAAGUUUCUGUAAAUAUUGAGCCCCAUCCCUCAAAUAAUUUAUUUCAACCACUAUGAAAUUAUCCAGAGAUAGAUGGUUGGCUACUCACUAACAUGAGUGAACAAUUUGAAUUUGAAGCUUACAAAGGAGGAUGCACAGAAAGCUGAACAGGUCAUCUCAUCUAUGUCACCAGAUGAGUUGGAAAGAAUGGUGAGAUGGGCAGCAAGGAUUCAAACAGGAAUACAAGUCCUCAAGAUUACCAAAGAUUUUGUCAUGGCAAAUCCUGGCAUGAGCUUGGCACUUUUUGUGCCCAUUUUAGCUGUCUUCCUUCACCUGUUUGGCUACAUCUGAGCUUUUUCUGUUCUUUUAUAUUUUCUUGGCAUGUUAGGAAAAUUCAUUCAUUUUUUCUUAUCAGUUAAUAAAACUCUAUACAAAACAGCACUAAAUAGUGCUGGAUAUAUACAA